AUGGACAACACAACAGCACUGACAUUCACAAUGACUGCUUACGCUGUCAUGGAAAACCACAAACACGUGCUGUUUACUGUAUUCCUGCUGCUGUAUCUUAUCACUAUCGUUUUGAAUUCACUGCUCAUCACUGUCAUACACCAAAACAAAUGUUUGCAUCAACCUAUGAAUGUCUUUACGUGUAUGUUAUCCAUCAAUGAAAUGUAUGGCAGUAGUGCACUGUUACCUGCAAUUAUGUCUGUGCUCCUAUCCGAGACACACGAAAUACCCGUGAAGUGGUGCAUGGCUCAGGUCUAUUUCCUGCACACAUAUGCAAGUGCUGAGUUUUCUAUUUUAGCCGUUAUGGGGUACGACAGAUAUGUUGCUGUCUGUGAUCCACUACUUUACCACAGCAUCAUGUCGAAUUCAAAGAUAUGCAAGCUUGUUGCACUAGCAGCUCUAUACCCGAUGAUUGUGUUUGGCUGUUUUUACUCUACUACCUUACAGCUGAGCUUCUGUGGAAAAGUAAUGCCAAAAAUAUACUGUGUGAACAUGGAGCUGGUCAAAAAUUCAUGUUCAAGUGCAUUGUACAUAAGUAUUUUGGGACUUGCACUAAUAAUGGUUUUGGUCAUGCCUCAGUUACUGAUGAUUGUUUUCUCUUAUGCACAAAUUUCAAGAGUAUGUCAGAAAUUAUCAAGAGAGUCCAAGAGCAACGCUCUUAGAACAUGUAUCCCACAUUUAUUAUCUUUGCUAAACUACACCAUCGGUUCUUUAUUUGAGAUUAUCCAAUCUAGAUUUAACAUGAGUCAUGUAGCUGUCGAAGCGCAGAUCUUCCUGUCUUUAUACUUUGUCAUCAUUCCACCGUUUAUCAACCCAGUGCUGUAUGGACUUGGUACUCAGCUAGUGAGAGUUCACAUACUGAAACUGUUUAUUAAAUGCAAGAUCGUGCCAGCAAAGUUAGCAAAGGUAGUGAUUGCAUCUUAA
Messenger RNA from Chelmon rostratus (copperband butterflyfish), 963 nucleotides. Its product is annotated as olfactory receptor 52D1-like. Gene Ontology annotation, molecular function: olfactory receptor activity; G protein-coupled receptor activity. Gene Ontology annotation, biological process: G protein-coupled receptor signaling pathway. The transcript has a single exon. The record is from RefSeq and is a predicted model, not a curated record. The coding region runs from base 1 to 963 and encodes 320 amino acids. Lineage: Eukaryota; Metazoa; Chordata; Actinopteri; Chaetodontiformes; Chaetodontidae. Gene Ontology annotation, cellular component: membrane.